UGGAGAAGUCCUCCUCGGCUCUGUCCAAACAUUGAGCGUUUAGCAGUCUGUCUGUUGGAGCGCCGCUCGGUGCUAAACUGCUUCAUGUUGUUUUUUUAGCCUCCCGUCCCUUUAAACUAGACUAUUUUAUCGAAGAAUGAGUGAUAACGAUGACAUCGAAGUCGAUAGUGACGAAGACUCGCCGAGAUAUCACUGUGUGGCAGACAAACGGGCACACCACAAUGCACUGGAGCGCAAACGUAGGGACCACAUCAAAGACAGCUUUCACAGCCUCCGGGACUCGGUACCUGCCCUGCAGGGAGAAAAGGUUGGUACAGCUCAGCCUGCAGCUCCUCCAGGCACACGAUGUUCAGGCUCUCAUCAGUCUACCAAACAGGCGUCUCGAGCUCAAAUCCUAGACAAAGCCACAGAGUACAUCCAAUACAUGAGGCGAAAAAACCACACGCACCAGCAGGACAUCGACGACCUGAAGAGGCAGAACGCACUGCUGGAGCAGCAAGUCCGUGCUCUGGAGAAGGUGAAGGGCUCCGCGCAGCUCCAGGCCAGCUACUCCUCGUCUGACAGCAGCCUGUACACCAACCCCAAAGGCAGCGCCGUGUCGGCGUUCGACGGGGGCUCUGACUCCAGCUCCGAGUCCGAGGCCGAGUCGGAGCCUCCCAACAGGAAGAAGCUGCGCGUGGAGGCCAGCUAGAGAGUGGAGUCGGUUAAAACCUAGCCAAGGUUGAGGCGGCGGGGGCACAAAGGAGGGCAAGAGGAAGCGCAGCCAUCGAGGCUCAUCGACCCCUCCCCUCCCCCCUCUCUCAUGCCAACAACCACCACCCCCCGGCCUCCCUCACCGUCCUCCUCGCUCUCUCUCCUCCAUCUGUGGGUGGGCUCGCACUGGAGACUCAUGACCCCUCUAACCUCCUCACACCGCCGCAACAAUUGUCUCUCUCUCCACCCGAUCUCCACGAACAGGAGGGAGGAAGUCAGCAGGGUGGAAGAUGACUGCUUCAGUCCAUGUAGAGAGCUUCAGGUUUUUCUCCCCUCCUCUCCCCAUCCCUCUCCUUCUCUCUUUUCUUUCCAUCAUUGGUAUUUCCCCCCCUCCGGCAACAUCUACAAUCCAAAACCCAAAAAGAGGCAGCUUGGCUACUUAAGGACUUGAUGCUUUUUUUGUACCCUCAAUAAAGCCCCUCCUCCUCCCCGGGUUGUUUUUUGGGGGGGAAGGGUGCGCCUGGCGUACUCCAAGCACUGCUAUAUUAUAUAUUUUUGUUUUUGUUUAUUUUGUUAUUCUUGAUAAAAACCUGUUUAGAAUUUACACACACACACACCUAGAUAAAUUGUCCCAGAGAAGUUUACCUUUUUAAAAUAAAAAAAAAAAAAAAUCAAACAUUUGUAGCUUACUUUUUUCCACUAAAGAAUGUGAAGAUGCUUUGAAGCAAAUCUUAAAGUGAUGAUACCCACCUCAGGCCCACUGGAUUGCAGAUGUUUUCUGUCUGACACGUUUGUUAACACAAGAUUUAAAGAACAGAAAAAAAGAGAAAACAUGACUCCUUUGUUGAAAUUGAUGUUUUGAAGGAGAAUAUUCCUAAACCUGUAUCGUAAUUUGUCCUUUAGCUUGAAGUAGUGAAUGACUUUAGGUGGCUGAAUACGUUAGGCAUCUCGUUUUAUAUAUCAUUAAAAAAAAGAGCAUUGAUUGGAUGUUUUGAAGUUCUAAAGUAUGUUAUGCAUUUUGUAGUAAUCUCACGAGUCAUGGGAAAAUGCCAAUUUGUCACAUGUAGUUUUCCUUAAGGGUAUGAAAUAGGUAUUGAAUGUCAAAAAGGUAGCUCCCGUCUUUUGCAGUACAAGGAAGCAAAUUAACCCCUGUCGAUGUGUCGUGCUUUACACAGUAAAAAUCAAUGUUGCUGAAUCCCCCCCCCCCAAGGAAAAAAAGGAAGCAUUUUUGCGUGUCUAGGAAACGUGUGUGUAUGUAUAUUGUUUCCAUUUUAUUUCCAUUUAGGAGGAUAUAAUUAGUGUAAUAGGUCUUUGUUUGUCCGAUUCCAUUCCAUGGAAAUUACAAGUAUGUUGUACAUACUGCCAACAAUUGUCUUGCAAGUUGAGGCCUACCUUUACUAUGAGACUAUAAAAUAAACUAUUUUAUCCUUUAA
Messenger RNA from Epinephelus lanceolatus (giant grouper), 2126 nucleotides. It is a transcript of the gene max, whose product is annotated as myc associated factor X. Gene Ontology annotation, cellular component: RNA polymerase II transcription regulator complex. The record is from RefSeq and is a predicted model, not a curated record. Gene Ontology annotation, biological process: positive regulation of transcription by RNA polymerase II. Gene Ontology annotation, molecular function: DNA-binding transcription factor activity; protein dimerization activity. NCBI's taxonomy places the organism in Eukaryota, Metazoa, Chordata, Actinopteri, Perciformes, Serranidae.